AGGAGGUACAGGAGGAGACUGGAUCUUCCGCGUCCAGGCCAACUGCGACGGAGCUCGGCCUGACGGUCCGGCGAAGCCCCAGCACCGGGGGGACCGCAGCGACAGCUCCCCGUGGCUGUUACGCUCGACAUCGUUGGCGGUUGCUGGUGACACCGUGGAGGGAGCCGGCCAAGCCCGCAGCGCGUUCGCGUCUCCGCCGUGGUACCGCAUCUGCAGCUGUCAGGCUACCACCGACAAGGAGCUCGGAGUUAGCGGCUCGGUACAGCUGGAUCUAAGAAAACGCAUUUCGGACCUUUGAUCGAGAUAAGACCGACUUGAGGAGGCGGCGAGGCGGCCGGAAAGCCACGGAUCGCCAGUUGUCCAGUUGUCAUCAUGGGCAACGCGCCCACGGCCAGGAAGGGCAACGAGAUGGAAAGCGUCAAGGAGUUCCUUGCUAAAGCCAAAGAGGACUUCCUCAAGAAGUGGGAGAGUCCUGCACAGAACACUGCUGGCCUGGAGCAGUUUGAGAGGUUGAAAACCCUGGGCACGGGCUCGUUUGGCCGCGUUAUGCUGGUGAAACACAAAGAAACGGGACAGCAUUAUGCCAUGAAGAUCCUAAACAAGCAGAAGGUGGUGAAGCUCAAACAGAUAGAGCAUACUCUGAAUGAGAAAAGGAUUCUUCAGGCUGUCAGCUUUCCUUUUCUGGUGCGGUUAGACCACUCAUUCAAGGACAACACCAACCUCUACAUGGUGAUGGAAUAUGUGCCGGGUGGAGAGAUGUUCUCCCAUCUACGGAGAAUUGGCAGAUUUAGUGAACCUCAUGCUCGGUUCUACGCUGCUCAGAUCGUCCUGACCUUUGAAUAUCUGCACGCUUUGGACCUGAUCUACAGAGACCUGAAACCUGAGAACCUGCUCAUAGACCAACAGGGCUACAUCCAGGUGACAGAUUUUGGCUUUGCCAAACGUGUAAAGGGCCGGACCUGGACACUGUGUGGCACCCCAGAAUAUCUGGCCCCAGAGAUUAUUCUCAGCAAAGGGUAUAACAAGGCAGUGGACUGGUGGGCGCUGGGCGUGCUCGUUUAUGAGAUGGCAGCAGGAUACCCCCCCUUCUUUGCUGACCAGCCCAUUCAGAUCUAUGAAAAAAUCGUAUCAGGGAAGGUUCGUUUCCCAUCUCACUUCAGUUCAGACCUGAAGGACCUUCUGAGGAAUCUACUACAGGUUGAUCUCACAAAACGUUACGGGAACCUCAAGAACGGGGUCAACGACAUCAAGGGACACAAGUGGUUUGCGACCACCGACUGGAUUGCCAUCUUCCAGAAAAAGGUGGAAGCUCCCUUCGUCCCCAAGUUCAAAGGACCAGGUGACACCAGCAACUUCGACGACUACGAGGAGGAGGAGAUCCGCGUCUCCUUCACUGAGAAAUGUGCCAAGGAGUUUGCUGAGUUCUAGAGUUAAAAGAGCGACAGAGGAAGAGAGAAAGGAAGUAGGGAGAGUCACAGGUAGGCUGGUCAAGUGGGAGACCUGGGGAGAGAGCCCUGUCUCCUGUCCAAUCACAAGCACCAGCUACAAAAAAGAGGGGAAAAUGGGAUAGAGAAUGGGAAAAAGAACCAGGAGACUGAUAACCAGCAGUGUUGCCUUUUCUGUUGCUGUUUUUGUUGUACUUUAUUUAUUAUUCUGUCUUAUUUAUGAAUCCCUUUAUAAUGAACGUGUGCUUCAGAUUCAUGGGUGUCGGGACCCUCACUUAAUUAGAGUUGCCUCCACACAAGGCCCCCCCCCCCCCCCCCCCCUCUUUUAUCAUUUCCUUCAUCGUUUGUUCACUUCUGCACCAGAACAUAGAGACAUCAGUCUGUUCCAACCUCCAGUCUCUAAGUCAUGACAUAAAGCCAAUCAAGUCUUGUACAAGCCGAAGUCUCAGUCUGCACAAAGGUUUCUUCAAUUUAAAACCGACUUCUCACCCGCACUUUGCGUUCAUAGCGGGACGAGCAUGCUAAUAAGUCAAUUUAAAGGCGUCUCACACACGUAUGCACUUUCAGCUUAAAUGACUAUAUGUUUGGAAGUUUAGGUUUAAUUUUCCUGUAAGAUGUAAUCAUGGCGCCUCUCAAAUCAUAGACAACAUACUUUUACUGUAUGUCUGUGGUAUGAUGAGCCAAUAAAGAAGCAAUCAGCAAUGGGUCAUCAGCUCAAAGUCAUUGUAGAUGACACCUAAGGGGGAAAAAGUAUUGAAUUUCAGUGUAACCCCAUAUUUAUUUCUUGUCAUUGUUAGCAUAGCCCGGCCUUGUGCACAUGUACAGCACUCAACUUUUAAAUGUUAUUAGAUUCUAGUGGCUCUAAUGAUGUCAUGUCACGCUAACAAACGAGGGAAUAACGAGAAGGGAACAUCAUGGAAAAUAUCUCAGUUUUAUCUGUGUUUCUGAGGAACACUGUUACAUAAUGGUAUCUCAGGUUUGAACAUAUCACUCAAUAGACAUCCUAUCAAGGCAAGUCGUCAGGAUCAGAAGGUUAAGAAGGCGUGCUUCCGUCGUUCGUUCUCCCCCUUCCAGAAGAAUUGCUUUUGCUAACGUUAAUGACUCUGUUUGGUCUUGAAGGCAAUUGCUGUCUCUGCUCAGAGCUACUAGUCAAGUUGAUUGUGCAUGUGGAAUCAACAAUUUGACCCUUUGUCAUUUCUAAAUGAACGAGACCAUGUGAGGCAGACUACCUCAAACUGCUUCUGGUCAACACAACUCUUUGACCAGUCAUUGGUGGCGCUGUGGAUAGUGUGCUUUGGCUCUAUGGUCUUCUAUAGAAACUUGUGUUUAUUUUCAUCUCCCCCAGCUGCCACCCCUCCUCCUUUCGGACUACACUCAAUGUGACAGUCUUAACCCCUUUUCCACUGGUCAAUAAGUCCACUCACACCUGCUAACAUCUGGCUUUUGCCUGCAAUGAGGAAACAAUCUGCAGUUAAUCCCGGAUCAAACAACUCUCCGCUCCGGUCAGCAGUGUUGGAAACGUGACACCCAGGUGAACGCGCUAAUUUGGCAAGAUAGCGAUGCGAGAGUGCCUCUGUGUGUUUGGGACGUUAAAUAUGUGAGAAAAUUGAAAGGCAAUCUCCUCUACUGGCAAUGGGAAAAGAGAUAAUUGUGUUUUUUGUUAAUUUACCCACGUUUCAAAAAACCUGUGUAUACCCACUAAUUUUGUUGUAAAGACGUAUUAUAUGUUACAGCAACUCUGUGUUGAAAACAUGCGUAGGUUUUGCUUUGUUUCAUUUUUUCAUGUGGUGAUGAAGUAAAGAGGACUUGGUAAUCCGUUGAACUAGGUUAGGAGAAGGCAGAGCAGCUGCAGCAUAUCCUAGCUAAUGUGCUGAGAAUUAACUAAAAAUGUUCCUAGUGCACAGUGUGGAACCGGCUAUUUAAGUACACGACACAUAGCACUUCAGGUGUACAGCAUCUCCUUAACUCCUGAACUAUGACAGCAGAGGACUUAAGCAGAGCCCCAAAAAGUUGUAAUUGUUGGAUUCAUUCAUUCAGAAUUUCAUCUAUGAGAAAGCUGUACUUUAAUGUGUGACCAUCAUCAACACAAUUGACAAUAAUUGAUCAUUUGGUUCAUACAGGCCUUGUUUUACUCACUUUUUAUUCACUUUUGUCUUUCCUGUCCAAACUGGUUCAGAUAUUGGGGGGAUAUUACAAGCAUUUUCUCAAAGUUACACAUUUGUAAUGUGUAGCUAUAUGUAUGUAUCAUUUGUCAUUUUAAUGAUUUUCAAUUUGCAGCUUGAGCCGAACGAUCCAUUCCAGAUUAAAUUUAGGUUUAUGUAGCUCAGUUUCCAUGGCUGAAUUAACCUGAUAUUUGGGGGAUGGGCCCAACUCAAAAUACCAAUUCUCCCAUUAUCUGUACAUUUUGUACAGUUGUGAAAUUUUUGAAUAUUCUAUGGCCCCAGGUUCACUGAUUGAUUUGAACUGAAACUAAUUGGGAAUAUGUACCAUGUAAACACAUAUCAGCUGAAUUAAUAAGGGUCUUAAAAGGCCACUCCAUUGAGGUCUUACUUCACUUCCAUAAAAUAUUACGUUCGCAGCCUGUAGGCUGACACUUCUUUUUGAUGUAGUGGUUAGCAAUGCCGCCUUAUAGCGAGGCAGUUCCUGGUUUGAAUCCCAGGUUUGGCCAGGGAUUUUGAGACAUAGUAAUGGAACGAAGCCUGCAAAUCAAAUAAUGAAGCAAGAUCCACCUUAAGACCCCUCAUAAUGUCAGCUGAUGCCCAAGUCUGGCAUAUUCCCCCAACAGUUCAUCAAAUUCAACACCAUGAGAGCAGUGAACCUGGGGCAACGGAACAAGUCAACGCGACUUGUGACCAAUUGGGUCCAUUACACUCCCGACGCUGUCCACCACUGUUUCACCACUUUUCAUAUUCCACCAAGUACAGAGGUGAAGCUGCUGCAAAAAGUAUCAACCUGAAGUCAACACCAUAUCAGCAUACACCCCUUCAUUUUGUCAGCAGCUCACUUAUAGGGUGUUAUGGUCUGAUUUACAAACCGCUCUUUGAUUAUUAUUAUUAUUGUUUUUAUUAUUAUUAUUAUUAUUAUUGUCAUGACAUUGUAAACCACUUGUCGAGACGUCACAAUUGCUGUAUUUCCUCCAUGUCCAGUUCAAUGUUGACUCUUUCAUCAUCAUGGACAAAACGUUUGAAGUUAUAAAACAAUAUUAUUCUCUGUGCCGUCUGUGUUUUUUGCAGUGAUACUGACUUCCUCCCUCUCGAUGCAGGCACAAUGCUGGUUCAUACUGUCGCACUUUUUAGGGAAAUAAGACCCCCCUCCCAAUGUAAACCAUGUUAUUUCCCCCACCCCUGCCACACACAUACAUGCACACACGCAGACACACGCAGACACACACUGCAAAUGGAAGCGUUUAAAGUCACGGGAUCAGUGGCGUAAAAAAAAAACAUGAAGUGUAAUAUUUUGCAACAUUAGUAUCAUUCCAAUAAAGUUUUACUGGUGAAAUUCUA
Platichthys flesus (European flounder) is the source of this 4948-nucleotide messenger RNA. RefSeq names its product cAMP-dependent protein kinase catalytic subunit alpha. The record is from RefSeq and is a predicted model, not a curated record. Lineage: Eukaryota; Metazoa; Chordata; Actinopteri; Pleuronectiformes; Pleuronectidae. The transcript has 11 exons. Gene Ontology annotation, cellular component: nucleus; cAMP-dependent protein kinase complex. Gene Ontology annotation, biological process: peptidyl-serine phosphorylation. The coding region runs from base 373 to 1428 and encodes 351 amino acids. Gene Ontology annotation, molecular function: ATP binding; cAMP-dependent protein kinase activity; protein kinase A regulatory subunit binding.